UAGAAGUGGUAAUGGAGGAGGAUAGUGAUCUGCUCACAGGGGCUUAGUUAGCAAGCUGUCUUUUUUCUUUUCUGUUCCCAACUGCUGUUUGUCUUGAUUUCGAGGUAGCAAAGGAACAACGUCUGAAUCAACCUAGAGGAAGUGGAGCUUCCAGUGAGUUUUGGGAUGGCAUCGGACGUUGUUUCCCAAAACCAUGGCUCCAGGGGGAUCAUGACUUUUUACCCCACUGCUGAGGAAUUCAAGAACUUCACACGCUAUAUUGCGUAUGUGGAGUCCCAGGGAGCACAUAAAGCAGGCCUGGCUAAAAUUGUCCCACCAAAGGAAUGGAAGCCUAGAGGCUCUUAUGACGAUAUAGAUGAUUUGGUGAUACCUGCACCGAUUCAGCAGGUGGUAACUGGCCAGUCGGGCCUUUUCACUCAGUACAACAUUCAGAAGAAGUCCAUGACGGUCAGGGAGUUCCGCAAGAUUGCCAACAGCGACAAAUUCUGUAGUCCACAUUAUGAUGACUUUGAGGAGUUGGAAAGGAAGUACUGGAAGAAUGUGACAUUUAACCCUCCCAUAUAUGGGGCAGAUGUUAAUGGAACUCUCUAUGACCCUGAAGUAAAAGAGUGGAACAUUUGCCACCUGGACACCAUUUUGGAUACCGUUGAACGUGAAAGCGGCAUCACUAUUGAGGGUGUUAAUACACCCUACUUGUAUUUUGGCAUGUGGAAGACCACCUUUGCAUGGCACACUGAAGACAUGGACCUCUACAGUAUCAACUACUUGCACUUUGGAGAGCCCAAAUCAUGGUACUGUGUUCCUCCAGAGCAUGGGAAAAGAUUGGAGCGUUUGGCUAAAGGGUUUUUUCCUGGUAGUUCCCAAAAUUGUGAGGCCUUUUUGAGGCACAAGAUGACCCUCAUAUCUCCUUCUAUAUUGAAGAAGUAUGGCAUUCCAUUUGACAAGAUUACUCAGGAGGCUGGCGAGUUCAUGAUAACUUUCCCAUACGCCUAUCAUGCUGGUUUCAACCAUGGUUUCAACUGUGCAGAAUCUACCAACUUUGCCACCGAGAGAUGGAUUGAGUAUGGCAAGCAAGCAGUUUUGUGCUCCUGCCGUAAAGACAUGGUGAAGAUUUCCAUGGAUGUAUUUGUAAAGAAAUUCCAGCCAGAUCGCUAUGAGACAUGGCUGGCAGGGCGAGAUGUGGGACCCAUUGAUCACUCGCGGCCCACCCCAGAGGCUAGGGAGUUCCUGGGGGAGUCCUUCAAUGACAUCACCAGCAACAGUAACUCCAUGGAGAGCUGUGGUGAGGACGGAGAGCGAAAGAGCACUACACAGAGGAUAGAGACCAAGAGACACAGAGUGUGUCUGGAGGUGCCUGAGGAGGUUGUUCCCAAGGAUGAAGAUGAGGAAAAUGCGGAACAGUAUGGGAAGCGUCCCAGGCUAAGCCUUAUACCUCCACGUACUAUGUCACAAGAUGGCAAGAGAAAUAAAGGCCCACCAAAAUUGGUUGUCACACCAACGAAGCUAACUUUAUUGGAUCCAUUUCACAGGGGCUUGACCCAAAGUAACAGUGAUGUAGGCCGCCCCCCUCAUUAUACCAAGACUCGUGCACCGGCGAUCUCGUCUCAGUCACAGCCCAGAAACGGACAUCUUUCGGUUUCAGCGGCACCUACAUGGACAGAAGCGACUGCUCAGCCUGCCCGCAAAAUGGGAGUAGCCAGCCUGCUCUUCCACAGGACUCUGAGUCCAAAAGAUACUCUUCAGGUGCACAGCUACACUCUAGAGAAGCAGCAGCAGCCUCACACUCAGCUGCAGGUGCACAGCUAUGCCAGAGAGCAUCAAUCCCGUCAUCUCCAGCACAAAACCUGUAAACAAAACCCGUCACACACACAGAUUCAGUUCUCGUCUCAGGCACCAAGCUGUGAAAAAAUGGAACCACAGCCAGAAUCCAAGAUGAUUCUUACCAAAGUAACACUGAAUGAAGCAGAAGCAGAGAGUCUUGUGCAGCCGGAGCAAAAGGUGGACAAACCGAAAAUGGCAAAGCCAGUUGAAGCUCAGGAUGAUGAAGUGGAGAAGCCCACCAGCAAGUCUGCUUCCUCUCAGACUCCGACUCAGCCAAGAGAGUUGAGCAAAACAGAGAUGGAGCCCCCCAAGAACAACAAGCGAAAGAGUAACCAAUGCCCCCUUGCGGAUAGUGGCAUAGUCAUCCUGAAAGACACCAUUCCCGUCAGGAGUCCCGUGCCUGAUGAGAUGAGGGUGAUCGCUCAGAAGCAUCACCAGGUGUCAGAAGAGCAGUCAUACUGCAAGUCAGUUGUGAAGAAGCAACAGCAGCAGGCACAGCUCUGUAAGCUGCCCCGUCAUCACCCUCUAAUCAGAGAGCUGCACAGUGACGACGAUGUGUAUGUAGACGUGGAGGUCGAACAAGAGGAGAAAGAGGAGUGGGCAAAGCCGCUAAGCCAGCUGUGGCAGUGUCGGCCGUAUAACCCUCAGGCAGAGAGAGAGUACAACAAGAGGGUGGGCCAACAGGCACCAUACUGCUCCAUCUGCCUGCUCUUCCACACUUACCAUCAGUCUGAGUCCAGUAGUGGGAGUUCCUGCGUGACAUUGGUGAACCGUCCGGGGGGCCGCCAGUGGUCCAAGCCACUUAUCCCUGAAAUGUGUUUCAACACCCAAACUAGCAAGACGAAUGAUAGCGGGGAGGGACAGCUUUCUAACCCUAAUGUAGCAGAAGACGGGACCAGCCGGCUGGUCAGCUGUGCUCAGUGCUGCGUCCGCGUACACACCAGUUGCUAUGGUGUGUCUGGGGAAGAAGCGGAGCUGGACGACUGGCUGUGCGCCCGCUGUGAGGCUGAUGCCAUCACCGAGGACUGCUGUCUAUGUUCCUUGAGAGGCGGAGCUCUACAGAAAGCCAACAAUGACAAGUGGGUUCAUGUGCUGUGUGCCAUUACUGUGCUGGAAGCUCGCUUUGUCAGCGUCACUGAGCGCGCCCCCAUUGACCUCUCUGCAAUCCCACUGCCACGGUUCAAACUGAAGUGUGCAUACUGCAGGAAACGGAUGAAGAGGGAGGUGAAGGGCUGCUGUGUACAGUGCUCCCACGGUCGCUGCUCCACUGCGUUUCACCCCACCUGCGCUCAGGCCGCUGGUGUCCUCAUGUACCCAGAUGACUGGCCGUUCAUAGUUUUCAUCACCUGCCACAGACACAGAGCGCCCAUCAUACCUGAGCGCAACAAGGAUUCCAUGCGAGAGCUGUCAGUGAAGCAGAGGGUGAUUUGUAAAUACAAAAACGGCCGUUACUACCACAGCGAGGUGGUGGAACUGACCACAGCCACCUUCUACGAGGUUGUGUUCGACGACGGGUCAUACAGCGACAACCUCUUCCCAGAGGACAUCGAGAACCGUGACUGUGUCCAGCUCGGUCCACCUGCUGAAGGCGAUGCUGUUCAAGUGCGAUGGACAGAUGGGUUGAUAUAUGGAGCCAAAUUUGUAGCAUCACACUCCAUCCCUAUGUACCUGGUGGAGUUUGAGGAUGGAUCACAAAUCUCUGUUAAGCGGGAAGAAAUCUACACUCUAGACGAGGAUCUUCCCAAACGAGUCAAGUCACGAAUGUCGGUGGCGUCAGACAUGCGCUUCGAGCUCUUCACACAGAACGACGUCAAACAGAACUCCAAAAGGCAACGGGUCAUCAAUUCCCGAUACAGAGAGGACUACAUCGAGCCCAUCAUUUACCGAGCCAUCAUGGAGUGAUGUCUAUUUCUUUCUCCUUCAGCUUUCCACCUUAUCUCAGAGAAAUGCAGCCCCAGGUCUUUGUUUCUUUGUCUGGGAUCUCUGUUUCUGGCUACUGCUCACAGGAAUGACAAACCCCCAUUUUCUUCCUCCUCCUCCUCCUCCUCCUCCUCCUCCGUCAUAUUUAUGAACUACGGCUGGGACUUGAAAUGACUUUUGUGUGCAUUGAAAAAGAUUCUUAGACCUGCAUUUUCCCAUCACACUCUGUGGAUUCUUCCUCCAUUUCAUUAUGUUUUUCUUUUUCUCAGGAAGAAGCCAUCAAUGAAUUAUUAAAUAUAGAAAAGGUUGGAUUAUCUAACUGGGGCAAGAUGUUUUGUUUUUCCUCUACCACCACAUUUAGCAGCUGUAUGGGCAGUUACAAUGGACAGUUUUUCUACUUUAGUGAUAUUCUUCUAUAAAUGACCUUUUGCUCUUGACAUGCAGUUAUUUUCAUUAUAAUUUAUCAGAAUAAAUUUUCACAAUAAAUAUUUUGCAGUGACAAAUAUAGUGCUUGGGAGUCAGGUUUUAAAGGAAGCAUUAUCUUGGUUCAGAUUUUUUUAACUCAUGAAGUUAAACAAAAGCAGAGCUGUAAACUUUGAGCCAAUCAGCUGUUGACCAUGAUAAUAAUUCAAUUCGUCAAUUUUAAUAAUCAACCCAAAGAAAUUAAAUAAUGUCUCUUUGACGCAUCUUCAGAUAGUACCUAUAACUUGCAUUACAUGGUUCAUAAGUCUCCUUAUGUGUGUCAGCGUGCGUCUACUGUGAAGAUCAGAGAAAACUAAACUUGUUUUAAUGGCCCAAGCCUUACAUUUCAAAGGGCCAAGCGUGCUUUGUUUUUUCUAAAGUUUAAGGUUUAUUAUAACUAUUGUAAUUAAUGUUAUUAUUACACUUUAUUUAUGUAAAUGCAUUGAGUUUGAGAACAAAGCUAUUUUUGUCAUGUCCUUUUCACAAUCUGUAGAAAACCUCAGAUGUAUUUAUAUUUAUUAUAUUGAAAGGUUUUCAGACAUCACCAGUCUAAAUUUUGAGACUCGCUUUUCCUGUAUUGGGAAUUGGAAGGUGUGUGAAUCUGGCUCAACUCCCACUCUAAGCAAAAAGCACUUAUUGUUACCUCUAGCCAAGGGACUUAUACCAUUUUGUAGACAGAUGGCCUCCAUUAAGUUUAGUUUUCUGUUUGUUUCUGGUACGAGCUAGUUCUAGAGGUGAACAUUGUAAUGAGGUUAUAGUUUGAUCCAAAUAAACAUAAAAGUGGUAAGAGGAUAAUUUUUACACUUGCAAGUUUUCUUUCAUGUUGAGUCCUUGAUAUCUGCUUUAAAAAGAAUUGUAAAAAGGGCGAUGUUGUGUGCAGAAACCUUUUUUGCUAUGCCCGUUCCAUGGCUGCUGUUGUCUGUUUGGUUUCAUUAGGCCUAUGUCUAAAGCAGCAUUACAUCUGUACACCCUUUGUAAACAACUGUUUGAGUAAAGUUUGGAGUAAGGAAAAUAA
Molecule: messenger RNA, 5218 nt
Organism: Micropterus dolomieu (smallmouth bass)
Lineage: Eukaryota; Metazoa; Chordata; Actinopteri; Centrarchiformes; Centrarchidae
Product: lysine-specific demethylase 4A-like
Exons: 23
Coding region: 166-3723 (1185 amino acids)
Biological process (GO): chromatin remodeling
Cellular component (GO): nucleus
Molecular function (GO): histone H3K9 demethylase activity; histone H3K36 demethylase activity
Source: RefSeq, a predicted model, not a curated record